AUGGUCGACAGCAAUCCUCAUCGGGACGACUCCUCCAGAGGAUACACCGCGUCGUCUGCACAUAUCCCUCCAGCCCAGGAGCCGUCCGAAGACCGGGCGACCUCCAAGUCGAAUCCCCACCACGAUGAAGCCGAUAGUGAUCUUCCCUCCUCCCAGCGAUACUACCCCCAAAAUGUGAACCAACACUCCCGUGGGUUUGAUCAGUCAGGCUUCCCCUUGACUGCGGAUUCUCGGGCUGUUGUUGCAGAAUCCCCACCAUCGCCGCGGCUUCAACCUACAUAUCGUUCCACCAGAUCUUUGGGCGCGUCAGAAGCGAGUUCUCCGAGUCGCAUCAAGUUAAGAGAUUUGUCACACAUCCGAAGCCUUGCCAGUGAUGAAUACCUAGCCCGCCCUCGACUGGGUGGAAGGUCAGCCAGUGCCUUCUCCGAUGCGGGAAAACAAUAUGAAAUCAGCGCCAUGCCAGUUACCGACAUCAUUGAGAUGGUCGCAGGCCUUCUCACAAAGAUAACCACCACAAACGAUCGACAACACGAGCAUCAUCGCCCCAUUCCACUCACAGAGGAACAGAGCCACCUCAAUCCGCACGCAUCUUGUGUGCUGGCUUUCCACGGCAAGAACGUUCCGGGAAUAACAAUCCUGAGCUAUCUGAGUAGAAUUCAUAAGUAUUGCCCUACCACAUAUGAAGUUUUCCUGAGCUUGUUGGUCUACUUCGACCGUAUGACUGAGAUGGUCAACCGGGGCCUGCUACGGGAUGGGCAGAGGCGACCCACAGAUUCACCUGCCACCGCCCCGGAGUCUUCUACUCCCACUCCCCGGUCUCCUGUAUCGAUGCAUGUGGACAGUCCCCAGGAGCAUCAUGACAUUACCAACCCGGCGUCUCCAGCCGACUCACGACCUCAGUCUCAACAAACACCCACUUCGCCUCCUCAGCCAGGCAGCGCACAAGACUUAUGCCAGUUCUUCGUCGUUGACAGCUACAACAUACACCGUCUUGUAAUCGCCGGAGUCACGUGCGCCAGCAAGUUCUUCUCGGAUGUCUUUUACACCAACUCGAGAUAUGCAAAGGUUGGAGGUCUGCCCCUAGCCGAGCUCAAUAACCUCGAGCUCCAGUUCCUCCUUUUGAAUGACUUCAGGCUUUCCGUGCCGGUAGAGGAACUCGAAGCUUAUGGUACGAUGCUUGUCGAGUUCUAUGCUCGAGAGCUACUUGCACAACAACAAAUUAUCGAACAGCAGCAACAAGGUGGCUCCGCUGUUUCAUCACCUCCUUCGGCUGGGGGGGGAGAGGGCAUGUACAUUCGCGGCGGAUCGUCCUCGCAGGCUGAUGCACCGUAA
Messenger RNA from Cladophialophora yegresii CBS 114405, 1332 nucleotides. RefSeq lists its product as uncharacterized. Bases 1 to 1332 code for a protein of 443 amino acids. Gene Ontology annotation, cellular component: nucleus; cyclin-dependent protein kinase holoenzyme complex. NCBI's taxonomy places the organism in Eukaryota, Fungi, Ascomycota, Eurotiomycetes, Chaetothyriales, Herpotrichiellaceae. The transcript has 2 exons. Gene Ontology annotation, molecular function: cyclin-dependent protein serine/threonine kinase regulator activity; protein kinase binding. The record is from RefSeq and is a predicted model, not a curated record. Gene Ontology annotation, biological process: regulation of cyclin-dependent protein serine/threonine kinase activity.